Molecule: messenger RNA, 1998 nt
Organism: Cannabis sativa
Lineage: Eukaryota; Viridiplantae; Streptophyta; Magnoliopsida; Rosales; Cannabaceae
Product: B3 domain-containing transcription factor VRN1-like
Exons: 8
Coding region: 165-1733 (522 amino acids)
Molecular function (GO): DNA binding
Source: RefSeq, a predicted model, not a curated record
UACGUAAAUAAAUAUGAUGAUAUGUAGAGACAGACAAUAAGUAAUUAAUAAGGACUUGAAAUAAGAGAAAGAAAGGGAGCCUUUGGUCUUAAUUAGUAGAUUAGAUUAGUGGCAAGCUUUUAUCUGAGUUUUUAUAACACUUCUUUCUUUGCUACUCUUCAACAAUGGCCAAUUUUCACACAAACUUUACUAUUCCCACACCUCCUCAUUUUUUCAAGAUUAUUCUUCAGAAAACUCUUCAUGACAACAAGAUACAAAUACCAAAGAUAUUUUGGGUGAAAUAUUGUGGUUGUUUAUCAAGUCAAGUAUUUCUUAAGCUUCCAUGUGGAUCAACAUGGGAGGUAGGGUUAACAAAAAGUAGUGAUGGAAAGGUAUGGAUAGAAAAGGGUUGGAAUAUUUUUGCACAAAAUUGUUCCUUAAGCCGAGGAAAUCUCCUUGUCUUUAGAUAUGAAGGGAAAUCUCAGUUCCAUGUUAUCAUAUUCGACAUUACCACUACAGAGAUAGAUUAUUCUUCUCAUUUUGAGAAGCAUAAUGUUGUUGAUUCUGAUGAAGAUGAGGAUUCUAUUAGAGUCUUGGAAAAUAGGGGAAAAUCUCCAAUACCAUGUUCUGCUAGGCCCCAUAAGAAAAUGAAUACUAAAUCUAAAGUCAUGAAGUGGGAUUUGUCUGAUAAAGAUUGUGGAGAAUCUUCUCUACCACGGUGGAUGGAACCUGAAUAUUUUUUAGGGAAACAGAAGUUAAAUGCAAAAGACAGGGCUGAAGCUGUCAAAAGAGCUAAAGGUUUUAAAUCUAAAGACCCCUUUUUCAUGGUUUUCAUGCAACCAUCCUUUGUUGGAGCUAAGUAUAAUAUGGUUAUACCAUUUCUCUUUACAAAAUAUUACCUCCUCAGCAGCAUUAGUAAUUCUCAAGAUGUAAUCCUUAAGAUUCAAGAUGGCAGAACCUGGUCUGUUAAGUACUACGUAACAUUGGCUGAAGGAUCUCGGAGAGCCAGAUUCGAGACUGGUUGGAAGGAAUUUGCUGUACAUAAUAAUUUGAAAGUAGGUGAUAUUUGUGCCUUUGUUUUGAGGAAAAGUAUUGGGGUAAUGUUGUUUGAAGUUGUUACUUUUUGUGGAAAUUAUGGAGUAGUGAACUCUCCUAUGUUACCAGAACUUAGUGCCAGGACAAAAGGAAGCCAGUCAUGUAAAGUAGAAUCUUGUGACAUUGUGAACAAAAGAAAUGGCUUAAAACCAUUUAUUAGCUUUGCUAAAACUUCAGCUCAUAAAGGACCAAGUUCUUCUCAAACUAAAAGGCCAUCCUUUACAGCUACUAUGAGUGAUGCCUAUGCAACUGGUCGUUGUUAUUUAGUCUUGCCAUGCAAGUUUGUGAAGGAGUACAUUAAUAAGAAAGAAUGUGAGGUAAGACUUUUGGUUUCGAAUGGUAGAUGUUGGUUUGUCCAAUUGAAGGUUAGGCAGAUAAACCAACGUCCGACAGCUGAAUUGUGCCGAGGCUGGAGAGCAUUCGCCUUGGAAAAUAGUCUGCGAGCCGGCGAUAUUUGCACAUUUGAAUUAACUAUUGACAAUGGCAAUGAAGUUUCAUUUAAAGUUUUCAUUGAUAAGAAGAAAGUUUCAAAUAAGAGAAGAACUAUUACACCAUCCAAGCGAAAGAGAAACCCUUGUGUGAAAAUUGAAUCCUCUUCUGAUUUUGAGAAAGCCAAGAAAAUCAAAGUUGAACCUAAUUCAGCUGAGAACUCUCUUUAGCAAGGAGAUGUGUGCAUUUUGAGCUGAAUAAGAGGAAUCAAGCUGAGAUGAAAGUUUACACAUAUUUAGAGAAAGUGAUUUGGCUCAAGACUAGUAAAUUUUGUAGUUAUAUAUCUAGCAAUGACUUAGAGGGUUGCUUUAACUAACCCUUAAUGUUAUGAUUAUUUUUUUUAUCAGCUUUUUGUAGUUAAUAUUAUGACUCUUGAACUGUAUAAAUAUAUUUAUUGUGAUAUAAUUUUUGGUGUAUUUUAAUUUUUUAUCUUAA